Messenger RNA from Saimiri boliviensis boliviensis (Bolivian squirrel monkey), 2286 nucleotides. It is a transcript of the gene RMI1, whose product is annotated as RecQ mediated genome instability 1. The record is from RefSeq and is a predicted model, not a curated record. Lineage: Eukaryota; Metazoa; Chordata; Mammalia; Primates; Cebidae. Gene Ontology annotation, molecular function: nucleotide binding. Gene Ontology annotation, biological process: double-strand break repair via homologous recombination; resolution of meiotic recombination intermediates. Gene Ontology annotation, cellular component: nuclear body; RecQ family helicase-topoisomerase III complex.
GGGGCGUUUUUCUGGGCCCGGAGGAGUCCUUUGGGGUUAGAGGAGGGGCUCCGGCGCGCGGGAAAUCGGGCGGGAAGAGACAAAAAAGGAUCAGGGAGCGUGCCGCGGCGAUUCCUGUUCUUACAGUUGCGCGGCGCAAGGACCGCUGUUGCGCGAGGGGAGUGCGGGACGCCCAGGGCUAUUUCUGAGCCAGUGAGGGUUUCAAGUAACCCACUGAACAACCAGUUCCAAAUUCUGUCUUCAGACCCUGUGCUGCUAUUCCAAGUGGUAGUAGAUGCUUAUUAUUUCUUUUAUUUAAAAGAAAUGAGUGUGACUAGUAUUGUAUUAAGAGCUGAAACCUGGCUUUUAGCUACAUGGCAUAUUAAAGUACCUCCGAUGUGGCUGGAAGCUUGUAUUAACUGGAUCCAAGAAGAAAAUAAUAAUGUUAACUUGAGUCAGGCCCAAAUGAAUAAACAAGUGUUUGAGCAGUGGCUCCUUACUGAUCUGAGGGAUUUGGAGCAUCCUCUUUUACCUGAUGGCAUUUUAGAAAUUCCAGAAGGAGAACUAGAUGGAUUUUAUGCUCUGCAGAUUAAUUCCUUGGUUGAUGUAAGUCAGCCUGCAUAUUCCCAGAUACAGAAGUUGAGAGGAAAGAAUACAACAAAUGAUCUAGUUACAGCUGAAACACAAGUAACCCUAAAACCUUGGGAAGCAAAACCUUCGCGAAUGUUGAUGCUACAGCUAACUGAUGGAAUUGUACAAAUACAGGGAAUGGAAUAUCAGUCUAUUCCAGCUCUUCAUAGUGAUCUUCCUCCGGGUACAAAAAUUUUGAUUUAUGGAAAUGUGUCUUUCCGUCUUGGUGUUCUCUUACUGAAACCAGAAAAUGUAAAAGUGUUAGGAGGUGAAGUAGAUGCUCUUUUAGGAGAAUAUGCCCAAGAAAAAGUACUUGCAAGAUUAAUAGGGGAACCUGAUCCUGUAGUUUCAGUCAUACCAAGCAAUUCUAACCAAAAUAUUUCCGGAGUUACAGAUGUUCUAGAUCUUGCAUUAGGUCCUUCUGAUGAAGAACUCUUGGCAAGUCUUGAUGAAAAUGAUGAGCUUGCAGCAAAUAAUGACACUUCCUCAGAAAGAUGUUCCACCACAGGUAGUUCCUCAAAUACCAUUCCCAGAAGACAGUCAAGUUUUGAGCCAGAAUCUGUUAUUUCUCCAAGACCAAAAGAGGAUCCAUCAAACCUAUCUAUGCCUUUCGUGGAUGGGGAAUUAGAUGACUUUUCAUUGGAGGAGGCCUUGCUUUUAGAAGAAACUGUCCAGAAAGAACAGAUGGAAACUAAAUUGCAGCCACUGACUUUUAACAGAAAUAUCAGUCCAAAUUUAGAGACAUUUUCACAUAAUCCUAAUACUAUGAAUAAUUUUUCUUUGACUUGCAAAAAUGGAAACAAUAAUUGGAGUGAAAAAAAGGUAUCUGAACAACUGACUAAUGAAGACAAAUCUUUUGGUUGUCCAUCUGCUAGAGACCAAAACAGGAGUAUUUUUUCAGUUCAUCAUAAUGUACCCUUAUCCCAUGAUUUUACAAAUGAAGAUACGAACUUAGAGGAAGAUAAUAAAAUAAAACAAACCAGCAGUUCAGAUGGACAUUUCUUAAAUAAUAAAAUAUUAAAUAGAGAGGUGGUCAACUGUGUACCAAAAAGGAGUUCACAAAUUUUUAAUGCAAAUGGUCACAAUUUCCAGACUUGUUCUUUAAGAUCAUCAGAGAAUAGCACUAGUCUUCCUGUUGCCAUGGAUUUGUAUUCUCCACCCUUUAUCUACUUGUCUAUUCUAAUGGCCAGCAAACCAAAGGAAGUUACAACAGUGAAAGUGAAAGCAUUUAUUGUGACCUUAACUGGAAAUCUCUCAAGUUCUGGUGGCAUUUGGAGUAUAACUGCAAAGGUGUCUGAUGGUACUGCAUAUCUAGAUGUAGACUUUGUGGAUGAAAUACUUAAUAGUCUGAUAGGGUUCUCAGUACCAGAAAUGAAACAGUUAAAAAAGGAUCCUCUUCAAUACCAAAAGUUCUUGGAAGGUUUGCAGAAAUGUCAGAGAGAUCUAAUAGAUUUAUGCUGUCUAAUGACUAUUUCAUUUAAUCCUUCCUUGUCUAAAGCAAUGGUACUGGCAUUACAAAAUGUUAAUAUGGAACACCUUGAGAAUCUAAAGAAGCGGUUGAAUAAAUAAUUUUAAAUAGUAUUAGGAAUAAUUAAAAACAACAAGGAAAUAUUUAGAAUUUGUUCAGAAUUUUACAUGUGAAACUUUGUGUAAAAAGGAAAAAUGAAAUUUCAUAGC